GUGACUGCCGGCGCCCGGAGGAGCCGGAGGGGGGAGGGGCCCCGAGGCAUCGCGCGCCCUGCCCCCGCCGCUGCCGCCGCCAUCAUGGGCAUUAAGUUUUUAGAAGUUAUUAAACCUUUCUGUGCUGUUCUACCCGAAAUCCAGAAACCUGAAAGAAAGAUCCAGUUCAGAGAGAAAGUGCUAUGGACAGCUAUCACGCUUUUCAUUUUUUUGGUGUGCUGUCAGAUACCUUUGUUCGGAAUCAUGUCAUCAGACUCGGCAGAUCCUUUCUAUUGGAUGAGAGUCAUUCUUGCAUCAAACAGAGGCACUUUGAUGGAAUUGGGUAUCUCACCCAUUGUCACAUCUGGUUUGAUCAUGCAGCUGUUAGCUGGAGCUAAGAUCAUUGAAGUUGGUGACACUCCAAAAGACAGAGCUCUGUUCAAUGGAGCACAGAAAUUGUUCGGGAUGAUUAUUACCAUUGGGCAAGCCAUUGUGUAUGUUAUGACUGGAAUGUAUGGCGAUCCCGCUGAAAUGGGAGCUGGGAUUUGUCUCCUUAUCAUUAUUCAGUUGUUUGUUGCUGGUUUGAUUGUGCUGCUGUUAGAUGAACUGCUGCAGAAAGGUUACGGCUUGGGGUCUGGUAUUUCCCUAUUUAUUGCUACCAACAUCUGUGAAACCAUUGUCUGGAAGGCCUUUAGUCCCACUACCAUUAACACUGGCAGAGGAACUGAGUUUGAGGGUGCUGUGAUCGCAUUAUUCCAUCUUCUGGCUACCCGAACUGACAAAGUCCGUGCUUUGCGGGAGGCUUUCUACCGACAGAAUUUGCCCAAUCUCAUGAAUCUGAUUGCUACAGUAUUUGUAUUUGCAGUAGUCAUAUAUUUUCAGGGAUUUCGUGUGGACUUGCCUAUCAAGUCAGCUCGAUACCGUGGACAGUACAGCAGCUAUCCCAUCAAGCUCUUCUAUACCUCCAACAUUCCCAUCAUUCUUCAGUCUGCCUUAGUUUCAAACCUCUAUGUUAUUUCCCAAAUGUUGUCUGUCCGGUUUAGUGGCAACUUCCUAGUAAACUUACUAGGACAGUGGGCAGAUGUCAGUGGUGGUGGUCCAGCUCGCUCUUAUCCUGUUGGUGGCCUCUGCUACUAUCUGUCUCCCCCAGAAUCCAUGGGAGCCAUAUUUGAGGAUCCUGUCCAUGUAAUCGUAUACAUCAUUUUUAUGUUGGGAUCCUGUGCUUUCUUCUCUAAGACAUGGAUUGAAGUAUCUGGUUCAUCAGCAAAAGAUGUUGCCAAGCAACUGAAAGAACAGCAAAUGGUAAUGAGAGGCCACAGGGAUACAUCAAUGGUUCACGAGCUUAAUAGAUACAUCCCAACAGCCGCUGCAUUUGGUGGCCUGUGCAUUGGUGCCCUCUCAGUAUUAGCAGACUUUCUUGGAGCAAUUGGGUCAGGCACUGGCAUUCUGCUUGCAGUCACCAUUAUUUAUCAGUAUUUUGAAAUAUUUGUAAAAGAGCAGGCUGAAGUUGGCGGAGUGGGCGCUUUAUUUUUCUAAACGUCCCAAUAUGUAGUGGGCCGUGUGAAAGGGAGUGUUUUGACAACAUGCAUCAUUUAGUCCAAUAAUGCUGUUUCCCCCCUUGUUUUAAAGUGCUAAAUGUCCCGUUAUUGUAAUGGGCAUCGAGCAAUGCCUGCGUGCAGCAUCAGUACCAGCUGCCUUAAGAGAAAAGUUUACAUUAUCUCGUUUCAGUAUCUCUAGUGUUGCCUGUAACGCUGGAAACCAAUGCAUCUACCUUGCUGUUCAAACACUACAGUGAGAUGGUAAAAUGUAUCAGUCUGAUAUUGGUGAACAUUUUUUGCACACGGCAUUAAGAUUUCUUUCCCUGUUUUUAGUAGGAAAAAAUGUCCCCCGAGUUCAGAUUGCCACGUGCCAGUGUUCAUGAGCUUAUUAAAUAAGUUCUUGAAAGAAUUUAUAUAUAAUCUAUAUUUUACAUGAAUUCCUUUUUGUACUUUUUUAACUUGCAUUUCCCCAUCCCUGUGCUCAGCUCUCCUUAUUUCUUUGUGGUGUCUUCACCUGGGCACCUUUUUCCUCACCAUGAAGGUGGACAAAUAUUUUACCAGAGACUGAUACUCAUCUCACCUGUGAACCGGUUCUGCGGAGGAGUGCUGUACGUGCAAGGUCCAGAGUACUUCGGUUCCUGGCUUGAGCUUCCCACGUGGCAGCACAGUAGGUGCUGUCAUGUCACCAGGUUGGCCCAAACGUUUUAUUUUUAACCUGUACUUGUGCAGACUGUGCCACUGAAACGUCAUGUCCACUUUGCUUUUGUGAUUCUGAAAAAUGAAGCCUGGUUCCUAAAGCAGUGUUCAUAGUGGGGAAAUGAGCAGUUCCUGCUGCAGACUUAUUUAUGUUGUUGCCUUUGGCAGCGGCAGUGUAACGAGUGUAAGCAUUGGACAAUAAACUUAUUUAAUUAAACUCGUUCCGUGUC
Molecule: messenger RNA, 2443 nt
Organism: Gavialis gangeticus (Gharial)
Lineage: Eukaryota; Metazoa; Chordata; Crocodylia; Gavialidae
Gene: SEC61A2
Product: Sec61 translocon alpha 2 subunit
Exons: 12
Coding region: 85-1515 (476 amino acids)
Biological process (GO): SRP-dependent cotranslational protein targeting to membrane, translocation; post-translational protein targeting to membrane, translocation
Cellular component (GO): Sec61 translocon complex; membrane
Molecular function (GO): transmembrane protein transporter activity; signal sequence receptor activity; ribosome binding
Source: RefSeq, a predicted model, not a curated record